Haplochromis burtoni (Burton's mouthbrooder) is the source of this 6450-nucleotide messenger RNA. It is a transcript of the gene cltca, whose product is annotated as clathrin, heavy chain a (Hc). Lineage: Eukaryota; Metazoa; Chordata; Actinopteri; Cichliformes; Cichlidae. Gene Ontology annotation, biological process: receptor-mediated endocytosis; mitotic cell cycle; intracellular protein transport. Gene Ontology annotation, cellular component: clathrin coat of trans-Golgi network vesicle; spindle; clathrin coat of coated pit. The transcript is spliced from 31 exons. Gene Ontology annotation, molecular function: structural molecule activity; clathrin light chain binding. Bases 288 to 5327 code for a protein of 1679 amino acids. The record is from RefSeq and is a predicted model, not a curated record.
CCGGGAUGUUUUCUCUGCUGACCAACCUCCACCGCCAUUGCAGGUCCAGGGAGUCGGUGUAGUGACAGUCGUUAGCCGGGGAAGACCGCAAGUAAACAGUUAAGGGAAGGAAUAAAAAACAAAUAAAGUACAGUCACACCGACAGCGCGUUUUAAAUAAGGCGUAGAAUUCGCUUACAAUUGGACUUUAGACUAGAGACUUCCUGGCUGUCCGGCUAGGAUCUGAGAGAAGCAGCCGUAGUUUGUUAGCAUUAGACGAGACCGGAGGAGAGUGAGAGAGGAACCGCCAUGGCUCAGAUCCUGCCUAUUCGCUUUCAGGAGCACCUGCAGCUCCAAAACUUAGGGAUCAAUCCGGCCAACAUAGGCUUCAGCACCCUAACCAUGGAGUCUGAUAAGUUCAUCUGUGUGCGUGAGAAGGUGGGUGAGCAGACUCAGGUGGUGAUCAUCGACUUGGCCGACCCCAACACACCUAUCCGCAGGCCCAUCUCAGCUGACAGCGCCAUCAUGAAUCCAGCCAGCAAGGUCAUUGCACUUAAAGACGCUGCCAAAACUCUUCAGAUCUUUAACAUUGAGAUGAAGAGCAAGAUGAAGGCGCACACCAUGACCGACGAUGUUACCUUUUGGAAGUGGAUCUCUCUUAACACAGUUGCACUUGUGACUGACAAUGCCGUCUACCAUUGGAGCAUGGAGGGUGACUCACAGCCUGUGAAAGUCUUUGACCGGCACUCUAGCCUGGCAGGCUGCCAGAUCAUCAACUACCGCACUGAUGCCAAGCAGAAGUGGCUCCUGCUCAUCGGCAUCUCAGCUCAGCAAAAUCGAGUGGUGGGAGCCAUGCAGCUGUACUCUGUUGAGAGAAAAGUUUCUCAGCCCAUUGAAGGCCAUGCUGCCAGCUUCGCCCAGUUUAAGAUAGAAGGGAAUGCAGAAGAGUCAACUCUGUUCUGCUUUGCUGUCAGAGGCCAGGCUGGAGGGAAGUUGCACAUCAUUGAAGUGGGAACCCCACCAACUGGUAACCAGCCAUUUCCUAAGAAAGCAGUGGAUGUCUUCUUCCCUCCAGAAGCCCAGAAUGACUUCCCUGUAGCCAUGCAGAUAAGCUCAAAGCACAAUGUGGUUUUCCUCAUUACCAAAUAUGGCUACAUCCAUCUCUAUGACUUGGAGACUGGCACCUGCAUCUACAUGAACCGCAUCAGUGGAGAGACCAUCUUUGUCACCGCUCCACAUGAGGCCACCUCAGGCAUCAUUGGGGUCAACAGGAAGGGGCAGGUUCUGUCUGUCUGUGUGGAAGAGGAAAACAUCAUUCCCUACAUCACCAACGUGCUGCAGAAUCCAGAUCUGGCUCUCCGCUUAGCUGUCCGCAACAACCUCACGGGAGCCGAAGAGCUGUUUGCACGCAAGUUCAACAACCUGUUUGCUGCUGGCAACUACUCCGAUGCCGCCAAGGUUGCUGCUAAUGCACCAAAGGGCAUCCUGCGCACUCCAGAUACCAUCCGUCGUUUCCAGAGUGUUCCCACUCAGCCUGGCCAAACCUCCCCCUUGCUGCAAUACUUUGGUAUCCUGUUAGACCAGGGUCAGCUCAAUAAGUUUGAGUCCCUGGAGCUUUGCAGGCCUGUCCUCCAGCAGGGGCGAAAGCAGCUUUUGGAAAAGUGGUUGAAGGAAGACAAGUUGGAGUGUUCUGAAGAACUGGGUGACUUGGUGAAGGCGGUGGAUCCUACCUUGGCUCUCAGUGUGUACCUGAGGGCCAACGUUCCCAACAAGGUCAUUCAGUGCUUUGCAGAGACUGGUCAGUUUCCUAAGAUUGUCCUGUACGCCAAAAAGGUCGGCUACACACCAGACUGGAUCUUUCUGCUCAGGAAUGUGAUGCGGAUCAAUCCAGAACAGGGCCUGCAGUUCGCACAGAUGCUAGUCCAAGAUGAAGAGCCACUGGCUGACAUUACACAGAUUGUGGAUGUGUUUAUGGAGUACAACCUGAUUCAGCAGUGCACAUCAUUCCUUCUGGAUGCCCUGAAAAACAACAGACCCUCAGAAGGACCUCUCCAGACUCGCCUGCUGGAGAUGAACCUCAUGCAUGCACCACAGGUUGCUGAUGCAAUCCUGGGCAACCAGAUGUUCACCAACUAUGAUCGUGCCCACAUUGCCCAGCUGUGUGAGAAAGCUGGACUCCUGCAAAGAGCACUCGAGCACUACACUGACCUGUAUGACAUCAAGCGUGCUGUGGUGCACACACACCUGCUCAACCCAGAGUGGUUGGUGAACUACUUUGGCUCGUUGUCAGUGGAAGAUUCUCUGGAGUGCCUCAGGGCCAUGCUCUCAGCUAACAUCCGCCAGAACCUGCAGAUCUGCGUCCAGGUGGCGUCCAAGUACCAUGAACAGCUCACCACACAGGCUCUCACUGAACUCUUUGAGUCCUUCAAGAGCUUUGAAGGUUUGUUCUAUUUCCUGGGCUCUAUUGUAAACUUCAGUCAGGAUCCUGAAGUUCACUUCAAAUACAUCCAAGCUGCCUGCAAGACGGGCCAGAUCAAAGAGGUGGAAAGGAUCUGCAGAGAGAGCAACUGCUACGAUCCUGAGCGUGUCAAGAACUUCCUCAAGGAAGCCAAACUAACUGACCAGCUCCCACUCAUCAUCGUCUGUGACCGUUUCGACUUUGUCCACGACCUGGUCCUCUACCUGUACCGCAACAACCUGCAGAAAUACAUUGAGAUCUAUGUUCAGAAGGUAAAUCCGAGCCGUCUGCCUGUGGUGGUUGGUGGCCUCUUAGAUGUGGACUGCUCUGAGGAUGUCAUCAAGAGUCUGAUCCUGGUUGUCAGAGGACAGUUUUCCACGGAUGAACUGGUCGCUGAGGUGGAAAAGAGGAACAGGCUGAAGCUGCUCCUGCCCUGGCUCGAGUCUCGUAUCCAUGAAGGCUGUGAAGAGCCAGCAACCCACAAUGCUCUGGCCAAGAUCUACAUUGACAGCAACAACAACCCUGAACGCUUCCUGAGGGAAAACCCUUACUAUGACAGCCGUGUGGUGGGAAAGUACUGUGAGAAGAGAGACCCCCAUUUGGCAUGUGUAGCUUAUGAGAGAGGACAGUGUGACCAGGAGCUGAUCAAUGUCUGCAAUGAGAACUCCCUUUUCAAAAGCUUGUCUCGCUACCUUGUACGACGCAGAGACCCUGACCUGUGGGCCAGUGUGCUGCUGGAGACCAAUCCCUACAGGCGACCACUUAUUGAUCAGGUGGUGCAGACAGCACUGUCAGAAACCCAGGACCCAGAGGAGGUUUCGGUCACAGUCAAGGCUUUCAUGACUGCUGACUUGCCCAACGAGCUCAUUGAGCUGCUGGAGAAGAUUGUGUUGGAUAACUCAGUCUUCAGUGAACACAGAAAUCUGCAGAACCUGUUGAUCUUGACGGCCAUCAAGGCUGACCGUACUCGAGUGAUGGAAUAUAUCAGCAGGCUAGAUAACUAUGAUGCCCCUGACAUCGCAAACAUUGCCAUCAGUAAUGAGCUCUUUGAGGAGGCCUUUGCCAUCUUUAAAAAGUUUGAUGUCAACACCUCUGCUGUGCAGGUGCUGAUCGAGCAUAUUGGCAACUUGGACCGAGCCUAUGAGUUUGCAGAGCGCUGCAAUGAGCCCGCUGUGUGGAGCCAGCUGGCCAAGGCUCAGCUGCAGAAGGGCCUUGUUAAGGAAGCCAUUGAUUCCUACAUCAAGGCUGACGACCCCUCUGCGUACAUGGAGGUGGUACAGGCUGCUGAUACGAGUGGUAACUGGGAGGACUUGGUCAAAUUCCUGCAGAUGGCUCGUAAGAAGGCCCGCGAAUCCUACGUAGAGACCGAGCUGAUCUUUGCUUUGGCCAAAACCAACCGCCUUGCUGAACUUGAGGAGUUCAUCAAUGGGCCCAAUAAUGCUCACAUCCAACAGGUUGGUGACCGCUGCUAUGAUGAGAAAAUGUAUGAGGCCGCUAAACUGUUGUACAACAACGUUUCCAACUUUGGUCGUCUGGCUUCAACCCUGGUGCACCUCGGAGAGUACCAGGCUGCUGUGGACGGCGCCCGUAAGGCCAACAGCACCCGCACCUGGAAAGAGGUGUGCUUCGCCUGUGUGGAUGGACAGGAGUUCAGACUGGCGCAGAUGUGUGGUCUCCAUAUCGUAGUGCACGCCGAUGAGCUGGAGGAGCUGAUUAACUACUACCAAGACCGUGGUUACUUUGAGGAGUUGAUUACCAUGCUGGAGGCCGCCCUGGGCCUGGAGCGUGCUCACAUGGGGAUGUUCACAGAGCUGGCCAUUCUCUAUUCCAAGUUCAAGCCCCAGAAGAUGAGGGAGCAUCUGGAGCUCUUCUGGUCAAGAGUUAACAUCCCAAAGGUCCUGAGAGCAGCAGAGCAGGCUCACCUGUGGGCCGAACUUGUCUUCCUGUAUGACAAAUACGAGGAGUACGACAACGCCAUCAUCACCAUGAUGAACCACCCGACAGAUGCCUGGAAGGAGGGCCAGUUCAAAGACAUCAUCACCAAGGUGGCCAACGUGGAGCUGUAUUACAAAGCCACCCAGUUCUAUCUGGAGUUCAAACCAUUGUUACUGAACGAUUUGCUUAUAGUGCUUUCCCCCAGACUGGACCACUCACGCGCCGUCAACUUCUUCACCAAGGUGAAACAGCUGCCUCUGGUCAAACCGUACCUACGGUCAGUACAGAACCACAACAACAAAUCGGUCAACGAAGCACUUAACAACCUCUUCAUCACAGAGGAGGACUAUCAGGCACUGAGAACAUCAAUAGAUGCCUACGAUAACUUUGACAACAUCUCACUGGCCCAGCGCUUGGAGAAGCACGAGCUGAUUGAGUUCAGGAGAAUCGCUGCCUACCUGUUUAAGGGCAACAACCGCUGGAAACAGAGCGUAGAGCUCUGCAAGAAGGACAAGCUUUAUAAGGAUGCCAUGCAGUAUGCUUCAGAAUCCAAAGACACAGAGCUGGCAGAGGAGCUGCUGUCCUGGUUCCUGCAGGAGAACAAGAAGGAGUGUUUUGCCGCCUGCCUGUUCACUUGCUACGAUCUGCUACGACCUGAUGUGGUGCUGGAGACCUCCUGGAGGCACAACAUCAUGGACUUUUCUAUGCCGUACUUCAUUCAGGUCAUGAGGGAGUACCUCAGCAAGGUAGAUAAACUUGAAACCUCAGAGUCUGUAAGGAAAGAGGAGGAGCAGGCAACAGAGACGCAACCCAUCGUCUACGGAACACCCCAGCUGAUGCUGACAGCAGGCCCAAGCGUCCCUGUGGCCCCUCAGCAAGCGUAUGGCUACGGCUACCAGGCGCCCGCAGGAUACGGUCAACCAGCAGCUCAGCCAGGCUUCGGCUAUGGCAUGUAAAGACCCCAGCUCCUUAUCUCCACUUACAGGGUGGAGCUUCCAUCCAUCCAUCCCCCACAGUCCUUCACCACACCAUUACCCUCUCGCUCUGCCUUCAACAGGGAGAGAACAGCAACAAACUCGUCUUCAUCUUUCUUUUGUUUUUAAACCUUUCUUUACCCCCCUUAAACUGCCAUGAAGGACUCAGUUUUUUUUCUGUUGUCAAACGAAAGGUUUGAAUCACAAAGAUUUAAUUUCCUCACAUUCCGUAUUGACUACAUUAAUUUUUCUUAUGUUUAUUUUAUUUGAAUGGGAAAUGGUUUAUGUACAAUGGGAGGGUUGGUUUGUGGGAAGAGCUGGUCUUCUCCAAAAAAAGAAAAAAAAAAACCACACAAACACACAAAGGUCUGUUGUGAAGCAUCUGGUUUGCACUCUGUAGUGAGAAGAAAUAAUGUAGAACCGCUUCCUUUUGAUGUGCGUGAGCAGCUUCUUCUUUCAGACUGUAAAAUGCAUUUAAUUAUUGUAUAUUCAGACACAUGGCCGCUGCUUCCGUCCCCACAAUCCUGAAACACUACGCUGUCCCAUUAAUGCCCCAAACUCAAACUUCAGGGCUGGUUUGAUGAAGAAAAUCCCAGAAGAGUAUUUUACGUACAAUUUACAGGAAAGUUUGGUUCUUUCCAGCAAAGCCUAUGCAGAAAAACAUUUACUUCCAGAUGACAUGUCUAUGUGCUUUACACACGGCUUUAAUGUGGGACGAUUCCAGCUUAGGAGGGGCUGCAGACCUGUUUGUGCUCGACUAACAACCCCCCCCCCCUCCCUUUAUGCUGUGGUUUGUUUCUGCAGGAGACAUUUGUCAAACUUUAUUCUCCUGUUUGAUUAGAUUGAAUGUUAAGUUGAACUCCUCUAAAUCAGAAACAAUAUCACAACACUUGUGGGAUUGUGAAGGUUUUUUUUCUUAAGGCUUGUGUGUGUGUAUACAGGAAAUCAAUCAUUAACUCCUUUGAACUUAUAUUCUUAUCUCAAUUACCUUAGAUUUAAAUUGUGCACUUAAGAUACUUGAUUGUGCAUAAUCAGGAUCAUAAUGAAUGAAACAGCGGUUUUGUUUUCCACUUAAAAAAUAAAAUAAAGGCUUCUUGUUUGUCAA